Stylophora pistillata is the source of this 1513-nucleotide messenger RNA. RefSeq lists its product as uncharacterized. The record is from RefSeq and is a predicted model, not a curated record. NCBI's taxonomy places the organism in Eukaryota, Metazoa, Cnidaria, Anthozoa, Scleractinia, Pocilloporidae.
UCCCUUUUCUGUAUUUAUUCUUUUUUGGUCUAUAGUCUUGGUUUUCCCAACUGAAAAUGAGUGUUGAAGGCAAAUCGUCACCAAACCAUGUGGUUGUCCCCACCGAUGCGCCGGGAAUGGCUUCUGAGUGGAUAUGGAUACGAACAACCACAUUUUAAAUUCUUUAAACACCAUUGAUCGAACAAUGGGCCAGAUGGCCGGCCUUAUAGCCAAGUUUUGCAUACACAUGACAAGCCAAGCGGCCGAAAAAGGUAAAAAAGAUCGACCGAUCCUCCAUCGGACACUGAUGAGCCCGAGUCAGAACAUGAACAUCACCCUCGCCGCUCAAAUUCUAAAAGAGCACGAGAAAAUACUCCAUGGGAUGACGAUUUAAGCCUUCAUGCGCAGGAUGACCUUGAUGAUGAAUAUCUAAAACUGCUCACCGAGCAAUCCUCGGCCACCGGCCAAGCACGGGAAACUCCCAUUCCGGAGGCUAAGAUCCUCCAAGAUAUUGCUAAUGGUUUGAGGAUGAUGACGCCACCGGCGACAAAAUCAUGCAGCAACUGGCAGACAUAGCCACAAAACGCUGGGGGAAGAAACUCUCUUCAGACAAGUUGAAAAACUUGCUCGACAAAUAUAAUCGACCUGAAAAUUGUGAAGACAUCAAAGCCACAAAGGUCAACCCCAAAAUAUGGAACCAACUUAAUCCUAAUAAAAGGAAAGUUGAUCUCCAGUUGUCAAAUAUGCAACAAGUAGUGCGUAAAGUUACUUUUGCAACCCUACAGACAACUAAUGCCUUGUUGCAAAAUGCCUCUUGUUCAACGAAUUCCAACUUGAUCAUGCAGUCUGUUGAUGUAGUUGCCUUGUUGGGCCAAGUCAACACCCAGUUGGCUCAGUUUGCAAGUGAACAGAUCAAGCCUGCUUUAAAGCUCGAAUACUCUACCAUCUGCAGUGCUGAAGUACUCCUGACCAGCCAAUAUUUAUUUGGGGAUGAGCUCGCCAAACAGCUGCAAGAUGCUAGGGAAUCUAGCAAAAUUAGCCAAUCUGUGGGUCACUUUUGACAGCGAUGGCCUUACACAGGGCACCAUCGUUCUGGCCACCAGGAGAGUUAUAAUAAAGGGUCUAAAAGAGAUUUCUUUAUGGAAAGGUCAACAGAAAUUCCACAGGAAAAAAAGCCUCUGAUCAACGAAAAGAAAUAGUUGACCAACUGUUAGCAAUAAGAGAUUCGGUAAUUGAUUUUCCUACAUUUUUGCCCUGCCUUUUAAGUUAUUUACAUGCCUGUUGCCACAAUUUUAAGGCAGGCGAGUCGCUGGUCAUUUUGCAGCGUGGAAGGAUCUUACUAAUGAUCGUGUAAUUUUGUCUGAUGUUUCGGGAGCCAGUAUUGAGUUGUCUGCCAACCCUAGUCAACACAGGCUUCCUGGCCAUGCUUUUAAUGAGCACGAAUAUUCUGUUAUCAACCAGGAAAUACAAAAAUUGCGCCAAAAAGGGGUUAUUAUGAAAGUGAAAUACUCUCAGGGUCAGAUUGUAUCAGGAA